GUUUGCAUCUCCAUUGGUAAUGUGUAUCUUAGUGAUCUUUACCACUCUCCAAUAAUUUUGUGCUAAGCUGGAGGCAGAAGUAAACAAUAAGCAAUAAGACAUGUUGCAAUGAUGCAUUCUUUUUCUAAUAAGAAAACUGUAGUGUGUUCUUUUAUCCUGUCUUGAGAAUGUUAGACAAAAUUACAAGUUUUCGAUAUGAUCAUAUCAUCUGCAUUGUGUGAAGUUUAGCUGUAGAUACCAUAAAAUUCAUUCUUAUUGAAAGAGUUUCGUUUGAAAUUGUGCUUAUUCUAGUCUGCAGAAUUGCUUGUGGUGACAAGCAAUGGGUCUCAGCAAUGACCUGACAAAGAAAACUCCGAUCUUUCAUCUUCCAGUGUGGGCUUUAGUUGUGAUUUUUGUGGUAGUUCCAGUGGUUCUUUUGGUGCUUCCGAUGUGUAUUUCAAGAAGGAGAUCGAAGAAGGCUACUGAGAAGCUUCCGAUUAGCCAGAACCAAAUUGUGUCAAGUGAGUUCAAGGAGAUCAGAAUGGAUCAAAAUUCAGCAAAGAAUUUUGUUGCCUAUGGUGGGGAGUUCUCCACCUCUGAGGAUAAGUACAAUGGCAAAGAUUCGGAUAAGCUGUUGGAGCAUUUAAGAGAUGAUCAGAUCAAGAAUCCUAAUAUUAAUAGCCGAUCCGGAUCUUUUAACAAGUUAGAGGAUACAACAUUUCAGAAUGUUUCUUCCCCUCUUUCUGGACUGCCCGAGUUCUCACACCUUGGUUGGGGCCAUUGGUUUACGCUAAGGGAUCUGGAAGUCGCCACAAAUCGGUUUUCAAAAGAUAAUGUUAUUGGUGAAGGUGGAUAUGGUGUUGUUUAUCAGGGUUAUCUCCCAAAUGGAUCAAUAAUAGCUGUUAAAAAGAUCUUCAACAACCUAGGACAAGCAGAGAAGGAUUUCAAAAUUGAAGUCGAGGCCAUUGGCCAUGUCCGGCAUAAAAACCUAGUUAGACUUCUGGGAUACUGCAUUGAAGGGACCCAAAGGAUGUUGGUCUAUGAGUAUGUCAACAACGGCAAUUUGGAACAGUGGCUUCAUGGAGCUAUGAGUCAACAUGGAUGCCUUACUUGGGCGGCUCGAAUGAAGGUUAUACUAGGCACUGCAAAGGCGCUUGCAUACUUGCACGAGGCCAUAGAACCGAAAGUGGUGCAUCGAGACAUUAAGUCAAGCAAUAUCCUAUUAGAUGAUGAAUUCAAUGCUAAGAUUUCUGAUUUUGGUCUGGCCAAGUUGUUAGGUGCUGGUGAAAGUCACAUUACAACCAGAGUUAUGGGUACUUUUGGAUAUGUAGCACCAGAAUAUGCCAAUAGCGGCCUUCUGAAUGAGAAAAGCGAUGUUUAUAGUUUUGGGGUCGUGCUUUUGGAGGCAAUUACGGGAAGAGAUCCCGUGGAUUAUGGCCGUCCAGCAGAUGAGGUAAAUAUGGUGGAUUGGCUUAAACUGAUGGUUGGGAGCAAGCGGUCAGAAGAAGUGAUCGACCCGUCUCUGGAGCCCAAGCCAUCUAGAACUGCUCUUAAACGAGCACUGUUGACUGCAUUGAGGUGUGUUGAUCCAGAUUCCCAGAAAAGACUCACAAUGAGUGAAGUUGUCCGGAUGCUGGAAUCAGAGGACUACCCUUUGUCGCGGGAGGGUCGAAGACGUCAGAGAAAUCAAGGCGGAGCCACGGAAGCAGAGUCUGCAGGGAGCAAGGUCACUGAGAUACAUAAAUUAUAAAUCAAGACUUGAAAUCAGGUUAAAGUCAUAAGUCAUAAGUCAUAAAAUCAGCCAAACAAGCUCCUCGGUCUAGCUCUCAAGUUAAUAUGGAUGUGCUCAGUUAACAAAACUGGUUUGCACAAGGAGCAAGUGGUUUUUCAAGCAAGAUGUUCCCUUGGAGUUGUAUAAUUUGUGCAUAAUUUAUGUAGCAUAUGUAGCAUACACUGGAAUUGGUGUGUACAGGUCAGGUUUCGGUAUCAUAUUUGAGAAUUAAAUUUCA
Messenger RNA from Daucus carota subsp. sativus, 1988 nucleotides. RefSeq names its product probable receptor-like protein kinase At5g18500. The record is from RefSeq and is a predicted model, not a curated record. The transcript has 7 exons. Gene Ontology annotation, molecular function: protein kinase activity; ATP binding. Gene Ontology annotation, biological process: protein phosphorylation. Bases 320 to 1729 code for a protein of 469 amino acids. NCBI's taxonomy places the organism in Eukaryota, Viridiplantae, Streptophyta, Magnoliopsida, Apiales, Apiaceae.